This is a messenger RNA of Salvelinus fontinalis (brook trout), 4346 nucleotides long. Its product is annotated as zinc finger protein 883-like. The transcript is spliced from 3 exons. Lineage: Eukaryota; Metazoa; Chordata; Actinopteri; Salmoniformes; Salmonidae. Bases 588 to 2306 code for a protein of 572 amino acids. Gene Ontology annotation, biological process: negative regulation of transcription by RNA polymerase II. Gene Ontology annotation, molecular function: RNA polymerase II cis-regulatory region sequence-specific DNA binding; DNA-binding transcription repressor activity, RNA polymerase II-specific. The record is from RefSeq and is a predicted model, not a curated record.
UCCAGUUGGUGGCGAUAAUGCAACAUAUUGGAAACCAACCGCCGUUAAACCCCACCGAAGAAAAAUAAGAAACUGCUUAGCGAUUUCGACGCAUGCCUCGGAGCUCGAUAUCAAACGCAACAUCACUAAUCAAAUGUAGCGAAAAGCUUAAAUUGCUAGCAGCAAAAUAAGACAAACCUGUUGUGUAUAGAAUAGCACAAAAUACUUCGUUGGUUUUACCCGCAACCCUUCUGGUGCGAUACAAAACACACAGAGAAAAUGGCGGAAAUUCAGAAGGAGGCAGGACUGCUCGAAACCAUUCGGGAGAACCGAGAUGAAGAGGAGCCGGCUAAUUCAAAGACGAGUCCUGUGACAACGUUGGGACGCUACAGAAGCUUUCGUGAAGAUAACGAUUUUUCAGGAUAUCUCUUGGUCUGACAAACUCCGCUGUAUCUCGGCCUCCUUCCACCGCAGAUGCAGAAGGCUGACAUCGGCAGAUUUGGUGGAUUGAGAUGCAGCCCAUGUUAAAAAUAGGUAUCUUUAGCUUAUGCCCAGCUCAUGAGGCCCCUUGAUGACAUGAGGCCUGGGGAAAUUGCCUCUUCUGCCUGAUGGCAGAGGACAUGGACACCUCAGAAGACCUGCAAGAUGACAACCUGAUCGAGCGGGAACACUUCCACAGUUCUAAUAAUGAACAGCAAGAUGGAGAUUUGGUAGUUAGGAGUAAUGUAAUAUUAGAACGAACAAAAUUCAACCAAAGACGACAAGAAGCAGGAGAGACAGCUGAUGAUUUUAUCUCUGCACUUCAUUGUUUGUCACAACAUUGCAGUUAUGGAGCUCUGCUCAGUGAGAAAAUAAGAAACAGGCUUGUCAUGGGCUUACGUGACAAAAAACUUGCCGAGCAAUUACAAAUGGACCCAGAAAUAACACUGGAUGAAGCUGUCACACGCAUUCAUCAAAAGCAACAGGACCUGCCAGAGAAUAACUUCAAAGCUACCAGUAAUGCGGCAAAUGUAGAGAGUGUGCUUUCACAUAGCAAACAUCAAUGCCCAGCCAAUACCCAGUGCCAAUCAGAGAAGAAUCAAAACUCAGAAAGACCACAACAACCCCAAACAACGCAGGAGAAUGGAGAGGAGCCCCAAGAUACUGAAGACUUCAUUGAGGGUUUCAGACCUGGAGGAGAGAAGUCUCACUACUGCGCCUACUGCGGUCAGAACUUUCAAAAAGUAAGGGAUCUUAUAAGACACCAUCGAACACAUACAGCAGUGAAAGAAAUGUUCUGCCCUGAUUGUGGGAAAGGCUUUACCCGCUCUGAUAAUCUGAAAAGGCAUCAGAGGACACAUAAGAAAGGGGGUGAUUGUCUUUACUGUGAUAAAAGCUUUUCUGAACCGGGAGAACUAAAAAUACACAUGGAAGUACAUAGUCAAGAAAGGCCAUACCUAUGCCCUGACUGUGGGAAGCAAUUCAAACAGUUAUGGGUGUUGAAAAAUCACCAGCGAAAACAUACAGAGAAGAUCUCACCACAGGAAAGGCAUCACUACUGCUCCGACUGUGGAAAGAGCUUUACACGAAGGCAUAGUCUUAGAAGACAUCAGCAAGAAACGCAUACAGAUGAAAAGCCGUACCACUGCUCUAAUUGCAACAAAAGUUUUGCGGGACGUGAGAGACUUAAGAAACAUCAACUAACACACAAGGAAAAGAAACAUAAACAUUAUCGCUGUUCAAGGUGUGAUAAAAGAUUUCCUGACAUGGCAAAACUAAGAUCACACCUUCCAGUACAUUCUGUAGACCUGGCACUCCACUGCUCGGACUGUGGAAAGUGUUUCUUAAACAAGGCAAAGUUUGAAAGACACCUAAGAAUACACACUGCAAGUGGAAAAAAGCCAUUCCUCUGCACUGACUGCGGGGAUGGUUUUACAACUUUACGACGGUUGGAAGAGCACCAGCGAACACACACCGGAGAGAAACCGUACCACUGCACUGAAUGCGGGAAGCGUUUUGCACGUGAAUGGACAUUAAAGAGUCACAAGCAAGUGCACAAGUUAAAACACUCUGGAGAAAGAGCAGCCUAUCCUUGCUCUGAAUGUGGAAAGUCCUUCUCCCGUUCACGUGAUGUGAUGACUCAUGUGAGAAGGGUGCAUAACAAAGAGAGACCUUUCCAGUGCUUCUGCUGUGAAAAACGUUUCUUCCAAAAGAACUUCCUUACAGUACACAUGAGAAUUCACACUGGAGAGAAACCCUACCAGUGCUCAGAUUGUGGACAAAGCUUCUCCCAAAUUGGUGACCGAAAACGCCACCAGAAGAGGCAACACUCUAAAGAGGAGACUUGACCUCUAUACAACAGUGUGGAAGGCUCCCUAAUUUGGGAAAAAGUCAAUGACUCCGCCCUCCUCGUGAACUGGAAACCAAUGAGUGGUCGCCAUAUGUAGGAGAUUGCCUCCUUUGUCAGAGGAACAUCAGGGAAGAAUCUCAAUUGCAUACUCCUCGCAUCCCCUCGCCUCCUUCUCAAAACCCAUUGGAGGAGAAGGUCAUAGGGGAGGGACCUCUGGCUUUCUCAUCCAAUGGGUUUUGAGAAGGAGUCGAGGAGAGGGAACACGAGGAGUACUCAAUUGACAUUCUCCCCCUGUGUAUCCUAUAGGCUCCCGAUCACAAAACUAAUAUUUUAUCUAUAAAUUGUCUGGAAAAACCAGCUAAACUUGUUUUUACCACUUUACAUAUUUUGGGAUUCUUCCUCUGUAAGCAUCAUUUGCUUGAUGACGUGCAAGUGGAGUAGGAUAGUAAUUUCAUACAUGCUAUGGUUUGUUUUCACACUUCCUUUCACUGAUUACUUUUGACCUUUUUCAAAAGGAGGCGAGGAGAGUUUGCGAAACCAAUUGAGAAUCUCCCACAGAGACCCUCAAUAAGAAAGGACUACAACAGUAAAACAAACAUACAAUAUUGUCAUAGCAUCAGUCUUUAUUGUUGUUUUUUUUGGUCAACUUUGUCAAACAAUUAUUUGAAUGUUUUGUAUCAAAAGUAAACUCUUUUUAUACAUUUUUAUUUGAUCACCCUUGUAGUUUCCACCUGGCAAAUUUGUAUUUGUUAAUCCAAAAUGAUUUGUUGUGGGUGCAGCAUGUAAUAACCGCAGUCUGCAGAUAUACAUUAUUGAGGCAUUUGGGUAGCCAGGCAAUCCAUAUCAAAGAUGAUCUAUUAUAUUGACAAGAAAACUGAGUUGACUGUGUGAUUGAGAUUGAGAUCUCACCUGCCUCAAUGAUUGAGGCAGGUGAGAUCAGGUGGGACCAUUCCAAUGAGACAGGGGGGUCACCAUUGAGACCAGGGUCUCAUUCUCAAGGGAGCCCUGUGAACAUGAACACACAAUUCAGUACAACAUAAAGCAAAAUAAUAACAUCAACACAAUGCAACAAAUACAACAAGAUUAAUCAAAACAAACACUGAUCACAAUUGAUCUAAACUGUCCAAUGGUGACCAGCGAGUCCAGCUUCAAGGUGGCCUGAAGGCUAAUCCGCCCUAUGGGACUCCCAAUCACGGCCGGUUGUGAUACAGCCUGGAAUCGAACCAGGGUCUGUAAUGACGCCUCUUGCACUGAGAUGCAGUGCCUUAGACCGCUGCGCCAUUCGGGAGCCCUCUGCUGCAUAAAUAAUGUAAUAGGCCAGGAAGAUAUGUAUACUGUAGCUAAGAAAGUAAUACUAAGUGUAUGUUUUGUAGUAAGCUGUUAGUAGCCCAUGUGCCUCAGCCUAAUAAUUUGGUCUUUUUUCACAUCUUGAUUUUGCCUACUGUUCUGAUUUGGUGGUGCACAUGUAGCCUAUAACCUGUUUUUGCACAAUGUAAUCAUUGAAUAUUGUAAGAGCUUUCAUUGUCUGCUUAUAUAGCCCCUUUAUUUAUCCUACGGCUCUGACUUGAUGUACAGGGAGAACGCUGUAAGAACGGCCCAUGUUCUGAAUUCUGUCGCUGUACAUUUCAAAAGUGCUGAACAAAUAGUUACAUUGACAACGUCCGUCUUAGCUCGCUCAUUAACGUCUUAAUCGAAAUUACGGAUUGCCUCUUAUCCGCUUGUCUUUCCCUUAUGCCAUAGUUUCCACAUCUCAAUUGUCAGUAGAAACCACAUUUGUUGAAGCAAGUCAGCCAUAUUACCUAUGUUUUUUUAAAGGCAGUAAAUGAGACUGAAUGAACUGUUUCCCUGCCAGACAAGGCCCUGCUGAUAGCCAGGUGUAGCAGUGGUAUAGUGCAAUUCAUGUAUUGUUUAAUGUUGUGUAGUGGUUUAGCUGGCAUGCAUCCCACAUUUUUUAUAUUUUUUGGCCACCAAGAUUUACAUGCUAAAAUCGCCACUGCCCAUAUCAAUAAAGCCACACUGCGGUUUUCCUGCUGUUCAA